Daucus carota subsp. sativus is the source of this 762-nucleotide messenger RNA. RefSeq lists its product as uncharacterized. NCBI's taxonomy places the organism in Eukaryota, Viridiplantae, Streptophyta, Magnoliopsida, Apiales, Apiaceae. Gene Ontology annotation, molecular function: iron ion binding. The coding region runs from base 122 to 589 and encodes 155 amino acids. The record is from RefSeq and is a predicted model, not a curated record. The transcript is spliced from 4 exons.
UCACAAAAAUAUUGCACAAUGUAUCUGUCUAGCGUCUAGACUCUCUUCUUAUCUCUUCAACAUUUAAAACUCUUCAACACAAACUUAGCAGAAGUGUAGAAAACCAAAGUAGUAAAACAAAAUGGCUCUGCAAACAUCUAUGCAGCCUGCCAUAACAGUCUCAGGCAAUGCUGGACUGCGUCGACAAACUUAUCCUCUGGCUCUGAAAUCAUCAUACUUUUCUCCUUCUCUGAAUCUUUUGCGCCCUCGUAAACUUUCUUAUUCCGGUCCUGCUGCACCGAGAUUCUCUAUGCGUUUAGCCAAUAAACAAUCAUAUAUCUGUCGUGAUUGCGGGUACAUUUACAAUGACAGAACACCCUUCGAGAAGUUGCCUGAUAACUACUUCUGCCCUGUUUGUGCAGCUCCAAAGAGAAGAUUUAGGGUAUAUGAGCCUCCUGUCAACAAGAAUGCUAAUGCCACGGAUGCUAGAAAAGCGAGGAAAGCAGAUCUUCAGAGGGAAGAAGCGCUAGGCAAGGCAUUGCCUGUUGGUAUUGCGGUUGGAGCUGUCGCUCUUGUCGCCUUGUACUUCUAUGUCAACAGCACUUUCUAGAGCUAGCUAGCUAAAAGAAGGAAAAGAACUGCAGCUGUAGUGGUCUUCCAUCAAUUUUCUGGCGAUUCUCAUUUGUAGAAUAUGCCCUUACAUUACAUGUUUCUCAUACGAAUAACUUGUUAUAUCCGCAAUGUAUUUCAGCAUUCUAUAAUCAGAGAUCUCAUUUUAUGGUA